CUCUAACGCCAUGUUGGCUGACUUGUUGUUUUCAUCAGGCGUACUACGGACUUGACAGGAGUGGCUCUCUUAAACCCCCCUGCGCCUUUGGAGACGCUUUAUUCCAUAUUAGCGCGUACGCGUUUUGGAUGAUACGCGCGGAGUAUGCAUGCAUCUUUCCUGUGACUUUGCAUUUGAAAGGAAUACUACUUGGAAAUAGCAGUUAAAGAGGCUUUGCUUUUUGUGUUUUGUUUUUUGUGAUUUUUCCCCCAUCCCUUGUCAUAUGUGCAACAAAAUGUCAGAUGUUCGCCUUUCUAAUGCGAGCCCGACAGUGGAGAGGGUGGAUGCGCGGCAGCCCGACAACCAGAGACCUCCGGUCCGCAGAAGCCUUUUCGGCACAUCUGACCCAGAGGAGACACGGAGGGUUUUUACGGCUUCAAUGGAGGAAGGUGUGCGGGGUUUUAGGGAAACGUACAAUUUCGACCCGGAGGACGACACACCGCUCCCUUCGGGCAAUUUCGUGUGGGAGCAGGUCAGCAAUCCAGCGGAAUUUUAUGUCAGACCGCCUCACAGGAGCCAGCAGCCCCAGCGAGAUGUGGACUUGCCCGGCGAUAACAACCUGCAGGAUGUCGAGGAGAGGCAGGAGAAUCCCCAGCCACGCAGAGACGGUUCAAGGAAAAGACGCCGUGAAGCUUUAGGUUCCUGCUCCAGCGAGUGUCCGAAUAAAAGGUCGCACACCGACGAAGAUGAUGAUGAAGACCAGUCGAAAGGUGCAGGAAGUCAGGCUGUUAAAGCCGCGGAGGAGAGACCCUGCAGGCCAGAGAGCAGCGCGGAGGUCCAGUAAAAAAACAGCCCCAGAGUGAGGAGAGACCUGUUGCUGGUGGAAUACUGUAGCCUUCCUCAUCAUCUGACACAGACCGGGGAGAAAAUUUUAAAAAAGAAGAAAAAAAAACAAAACAAAAAAAAAAAAACAAAAACAAAAGACUAAAAGAAAAAAAAACAGCCUUCUCCUAAAGAAGGGGAGGAGGAGAGGCUGUACAAGCACUGAAUAUGUACACUAUCAAGUUUUGGCACUCAUUUUAAUUAAAUUGCCUCAGAAGCAGCAGACAAUGUAGCAGUGUGCAAAAGGAUUUUUGCUCAUCUUUUUUAUCUACUACCUAUGUUUCAGAUGUAGCACAUAAAAAAGCAUAAUAUGCUUUUCAUACCUUUUGUUAAAUGUAUUUGAAUAAGUGUGUGAAUUUGACUCGGGAAGUUGCAGUGCAAUUUCCAACAGAGAAAUAUUAUUUUGUUCAAAUGGUCAUAUUGUAUCAUCAUUCAGGUAAUUGAUGUAAGUUACAAAUGCAGAUUUCAAAAGUCAGGGUUAUGUGGAAACAGAAUGUCUUCACUUUUUCUAUGGCUUUAUUUCUCCCAGUGUUAUAUAUCUUGUUUUUGAAGGCCCAGAUGGCCACACUCUAAGUUGAGGGUCCAUCUAACUGGGAACAGCCAUGAUAGAUAAAGUUUACAUGCAAAUAAUAUCUCCUGAUUUCCCCGUUUGUAUUUCUUUCUUUUUUUUUUCCCUGGGUUUUUGCCAAAGUUUGUGCCUUUUUUUGAGGGGGGGUGGGUGGUGGGUGGGGAGGGAGGGAGGGUGGCUAAACUGCUGAGCAAUAUCCAACCAAAUUUUAACAGUAUUUGCUAAUAAUCCUAAGAAUUAGCUUUUAUUUUUAAAUUAGGUGAGUUAAUAUUUUAGUGGCUUAUAGGUCACAUAUCCCACCCCUUUAAAUAAAUUCUGUAGUCCAGGUUAACAUAGGUAAAAUAUGUUAAAAUCACUGGGCUACCUUAUUAUGCAAAUAUGUGAAUCAAAGAUUUGUCUUUGUGGUGUGGAAUUCAUGUGGAACAUGUAAUUGCACUAUUGUUAAUUUCUCAUUUUUGUGACGGCAGAAAACAAAGUUACACUGCCUCAUUUCGUGUCGAACUUUGAAGUGUACCUGUGUGCCUUUUUUUAUUUUUAAUUUUUUGUUUUCAAAAACACUGAAAAAAUUAUACUAACUUAUUUAUGUUGAGCUUUUUUUUUGUGGGUGUAUGUAUAGCUUCCCAAAGCAACAUUUUUGUGCAUUUUUGUAAAUAUAUAUUUUCAUUAUUGUUUUUAAGAUAAAUAAACUGUUGCAAAACUGA
This is a messenger RNA of Toxotes jaculatrix (banded archerfish), 2130 nucleotides long. Its product is annotated as cyclin-dependent kinase inhibitor 1B-like. The transcript is spliced from 3 exons. Gene Ontology annotation, molecular function: cyclin-dependent protein serine/threonine kinase inhibitor activity; protein-folding chaperone binding. Gene Ontology annotation, cellular component: cytoplasm; nucleus. The coding region runs from base 263 to 823 and encodes 186 amino acids. Gene Ontology annotation, biological process: negative regulation of cell population proliferation; G1/S transition of mitotic cell cycle; regulation of cell cycle. The record is from RefSeq and is a predicted model, not a curated record. Lineage: Eukaryota; Metazoa; Chordata; Actinopteri; Toxotidae.